UCCUCGCCUGCCAAUUGCCAACUCUAUAUAACUUCAUUUGUUUCUUGACCAGGUUGGAACUUUCAUUUCGCCUCUUGAGAGUCCCCCUUGGUCACAGCCCUCUGCACCUUGUUUGUGCAUAUAUAUAUGCCCACGGCUAGGUGUGUGUGCGCACAUAUAUUGCCUCGUGAUAUCGCGCCUGCAGUUUCGUGUACUGAAGAGUAAAAUCUUUUGGGUUGGCAUACAACUAAGGAAGAUCGAUCACGGCGCCAGUGAAGCAUAGGUACUUUGAAUCAUCGACAAAGUUCAUUGUGACGGUGCCUCGUGCUUCCUGAGGCAUAAUAGGUAGUUAAUGCUCAAGAUCUUUGGCUUCAAGAUGGGAGGUUUUGCUUGCGCUCAUGCAGAGAAGAGGCAUCGCCUGGAUAGAACUUUGAACGGUCUUAGCAAGAAAGGCUAUGUGGGAAGCUGUUACGCUAAGUACAAGCCGUUCAGCUUCAGCGCCCUGUUACCUCAAGGUUUGAGCGGCAAGAUGAUGUACGUGAAGCUUGUCCUCCUCAUCCUCAUGUGCGGCUCCUUCAUGGGCCUCCUCCACUCGCCGUCGAUCCACCAUGGCGGCGACCAACGCAGCACACAGUCGCCUGAGAUGUCAACGGCGAUGCGGACGUCCGACGCCGACGAGCUGGACUCCGGUUACACGUCGGACCUGAGGGUCGACUGGUCGAGCGUCUCCAUGGCGGUGCAACGGGUCGCUCGAGAAGGAGACGGUGGAUUGCGUGUAGGGAUCCUGAACUUCGACGGGGAUGAGAUGGACCAAUGGAGGACGCUGCUGCCGGCGGCCUCCGCGGUGCACCUGGACCGCGUCGCGGGGAACGUCACCUGGGCGCACCUGUACCCGGAGUGGAUCGACGAGGAGGAGCUGUACCACGCGCCGGUGUGCCCGGACCUGCCGGAGCCGGCGUCUGCCCCGGAGGGAGGGUACGACGUCGUCGCCGUGAAGCUCCCGUGCAGCGGCGCGGCGGGCUGGUCCAAGGACGUGCCGCGGCUGCACCUGCAGCUGGCCGCCGCGCGGCUCGCCGCGGGCCGGUCGGAGGACCGUGGCCGGCGGGCGGCGGCGCACGUGAUCGUCGUCAGCCGGUGCUUCCCAGCACCGAACCUGUUCAGCUGCAAGCACGAGGUCAUGCGCGACGGCGACGUGUGGCUGUACCGGCCGGACAUGGGCGAGCUCCGGCAGAAGCUCGCCCUCCCCGUCGGAUCCUGCAGGCUGGCCAUGCCGCUCAGAGCACUCGGGGAGGCAUACGUGUCUGCGGCGCCGCGGCGAGAGGCGUACGCGACGAUCCUCCACUCGGAGCAGCUGUACGCAUGCGGCGCCAUGGUGGCGGCGCAGAGCAUCCGUAUGGCGGGGUCGGACAGGGACAUGGUGGCGCUGGUCGACGAGACCAUCAGCGAGCGGCACCGGAGCGCGCUGGAGGCGGCCGGGUGGAAGGUGCGGACGAUCCGGCGGAUCCGAAACCCGCGCGCGUCGCGGGACGCCUACAACGAGUGGAACUACAGCAAGUUCUGGCUGUGGACGCUGACGGAGUACCGCCGGGUGGUGUUCCUGGACGCCGACCUGCUGGUGCAGCGCCCCAUGGAGCCGCUCUUCGCCAUGCCGGAGGUGAGCGCCACGGGGAACCACGGCACGGUCUUCAACUCCGGCGUCAUGGUGGUGGAGCCCUGCAACUGCACCUUCCGGCUGCUCAUGGACCACAUCGGCGACAUCCAGUCCUACAACGGCGGCGACCAGGGGUACCUCAACGAGGUCUUCUCCUGGUGGCACCGCCUGCCGUCGCGCGCCAACUACAUGAAGCACUUCUGGGAGGGCGACACCGCGGAGCGCGCCGCCGCCAAGCGCCGCGUCCUCGCCGCCGACCCGCCCGCCGUCCUCGCCGUGCACUUCGUCGGGAUGAAGCCCUGGUUCUGCUUCAGGGACUACGACUGCAACUGGAACGCGCCCGAGCUCAGGCAGUUCGCCAGCGACGAGGCGCACGCGCGCUGGUGGACGGCGCACGACGCCAUGCCGCCGCGACUCCAGGGGUUUUGCCUUCUCGACGAGAGGCAGAAGGCGCUGCUGCGGUGGGACGUCGCCGAGGCCAGGAAGGCCAACUUCUCCGACGGCCACUGGAGGGACAGGAUCGCUGAUCCUCGCAAGAGCAUCUGCGCCGGCGUCGGCGUGGAGGGGUGCCGCAGGAGGGAGAUCCACGGCAGGCGAGUGGAUGGGAACAGGGUCACCACGUCCUACGCCAAGCUCAUUGACAACUUCUGACUUCCCUUCCCACACCACAGGGCCCCAUCCCGGCCAUUGCCUGCUGAUCGAACGGUGUAGAUGAGAUGUUCAAGGUUUUCCUUUCUAGAGUUUUUUUUUCUAACUUGACUUGAAAGGCAGGAGUGCUGCCCGGAUGUGAUCAAAGGCAUGUGCCGGAAAAUGGGAAUUGGGAAAUGUACUAGAGGUACAUAUAGCGUUGCCUGCAGGCUUUGCUCA
Messenger RNA from Aegilops tauschii subsp. strangulata, 2497 nucleotides. Its product is annotated as UDP-glucuronate:xylan alpha-glucuronosyltransferase 1. The record is from RefSeq and is a predicted model, not a curated record. NCBI's taxonomy places the organism in Eukaryota, Viridiplantae, Streptophyta, Magnoliopsida, Poales, Poaceae. Gene Ontology annotation, molecular function: glycosyltransferase activity.